AUGCCUGCGCCGGGCGACCAAUACCAUGGCGGCAACGUCACGAACCCGUUCGAGGAACGCGUCGUGAAUGGCUUCACAGCGUCUGAAAUCGCGACUUUACAGAGCAGGUUAAACAAGCAACUGGGCCCAGAGUACAUUUCGACGAGGCCGGGCAAUGGUGGCGGCAAGGUUGCGUACUUGGAGGGCAACAAGGCCAUAGCACUCGCGAAUGAGGUGUUUGGCUUCAACGGCUGGUCCAGCUCACUAGGACAGGUGCAGAUCGAUUAUGUCGACGAGCACCAGAACGGCAAGGUCAGCUUGGGCCUGUCGAUAGUAGUGAGGAUCACGCUGAAAGAUGGCACAUACCACGAAGACAUUGGCUACGGCUCAAUAGAGAACGGCAAAGGCAAAGCAGCAUCUUUCGAGAAGGCGAAGAAGGAGGCGGCUACCGACGGACUAAAGCGUUCAUUACGCACUUUCGGCAAUGUACUCGGCAACUGCUUAUACGACAAAGAAUACCUCAAGAAGGUCCAGACCAUGAAGGUCAAGCCGAUCAAGUUUGAGGAGGGGAGCCUGUACAGACAUGCAACCUAUGCGCCACGACCACAGGAGGAGCAGGCGGUGGUAAAGCACGAACCACAGCGAACACCGAUGCGACCAAACCAGGUACUGAGGACGCGUACGGAGCACAUUGGCGAGUCAUUUGGUGCUGAGUUCGACGACGAGUUCGAUGGUAAUCUCUUCGAUGGCGUCGAUGUUACCGAAGGCCAUGGUGAUGAGUUCUCGUUCGACGCUGGAUCAGCACCAGCAGAGUCAGCACCAGCGCCCAUGCCGAGAGCAGUCGAAGCAGUCCACCUCAAAAUCGACCAAACCAAGGACCAGGACGGCCAUCCCCAGCUGGUCCGAUGCAGCGACAGCCUCAAAUCCCAGUUCAGCCGCAAAACCAGCAGCGACCUGACCAGAAUGGAGGGCCCCUCAAACCAACCGCUUCGAAAUACUCCUCCAGAUGCCCAACAUGCGCCUGCUCAACCACGCCCAGCUCCACAAGCACAAGGAGUGACGACGCCAUCCGCGAACCCUGCACCUCCCAACGGUCGACCGCCUGUGGGCUUCAUUACAUCUCGUGCAGCCGAACUACUCCAAAACUCCGACGCUGCCGUUCCUUCAAUCGCACACCUCCCCACCUUCAACCCCAACGCCGAAUCCCCCGUACCCAAGGACAAGCGCACCCCAGGCAUCGACAACAGACGCAGCGCCCCCGUCAAGCGCGAACAAGUCGGCGCACCACCCGCUCCUCCCCCAGCCGCCGAGCCCGCCAACUCCCGCCCUUCACGCCCGUCAAACUUCGUCAACCCCCAGCAAGACAUGAAUAGGCGCAUCGGCAUGCCUGGCGCGCCCAGCUACGCCAUGAGUCCUAGUGCGAACCGUGGCGCGUAUAAACCGCCUACGUUCGCCAAUGGUGCUGCGGGUGUUAAGAGGGAGAGGCCGCCGCUGCAGGACGUGAGCAAUCAGGGAGCAAAUGCUGGAGUCGAGGGUCCGGAUGUUAAGAGGCAGAGGGUGGAGGGUGCGACGGGGACUGAGAAUGGUGGUCCUGUAGGUAGCUGA
Molecule: messenger RNA, 1584 nt
Organism: Parastagonospora nodorum SN15
Lineage: Eukaryota; Fungi; Ascomycota; Dothideomycetes; Pleosporales; Phaeosphaeriaceae
Exons: 6
Coding region: 1-1584 (527 amino acids)
Biological process (GO): double-strand break repair via single-strand annealing; DNA recombinase assembly; double-strand break repair via homologous recombination
Cellular component (GO): nucleus
Source: RefSeq, a predicted model, not a curated record